This is a messenger RNA of Saccharomycodes ludwigii, 600 nucleotides long. RefSeq names its product adenine phosphoribosyltransferase APT1. Gene Ontology annotation, biological process: adenine salvage; AMP salvage. NCBI's taxonomy places the organism in Eukaryota, Fungi, Ascomycota, Saccharomycetes, Saccharomycodales, Saccharomycodaceae. The record is from RefSeq and is a predicted model, not a curated record. Gene Ontology annotation, cellular component: cytoplasm. The transcript has a single exon. The coding region runs from base 1 to 600 and encodes 199 amino acids. Gene Ontology annotation, molecular function: AMP binding; adenine phosphoribosyltransferase activity; adenine binding.
AUGACCGCAAGUACUCAAUCUAAGUCAGAAGAAAAAGGUGCUUGUUUAGAAGUUUUGGCUAUAGAAUUGAGAUCUGCCUUGCAUCAAUACCCAAAUUUUCCCUCUAAAGGUAUUUUAUUUGAAGAUUUUUUACCAAUUUUCAGAUCUCCACAAUUAUUUCAAAAGCUAAUCGAUGCCUUCAUUUUACAUUUCAAAGAAAAAUUCCCAAAUACUAAGAUAGAUUAUAUAGUGGGUUUAGAAGCUCGUGGAUUUUUAUUUGGCCCUUCUGUUUCUUUGGCAUUGAACUGUGGAUUUAUACCUAUCAGGAAACAAGGUAAAUUACCUGGUGAAGUUGUUCAAGCCACGUAUAUCAAGGAAUAUGGUCGUGAUAUUUUUGAAAUGCAGGCGGAAUCCAUGCCUGCAGGUUGCAACAUUAUUAUUAUGGACGAUAUUAUUGCCACUGGUGGUUCUGCUUUAGCUGCUGGUGAGUUGUGCAAGAAAUUAAAUGCUAAUAUUUUAGAAUUUGCAUUUAUUAUGGAGUUAGAUUUCUUAAAAGGUAGAGAAAAAUUGCAAGCUCCUGUUUUUACGUUAUUAAGUUCCCAAAAGGAAGCAUUGAAAUAA